Amphimedon queenslandica is the source of this 1553-nucleotide messenger RNA. Its product is annotated as solute carrier family 15 member 4-like. Bases 1 to 1536 code for a protein of 511 amino acids. The record is from RefSeq and is a predicted model, not a curated record. The transcript has a single exon. NCBI's taxonomy places the organism in Eukaryota, Metazoa, Porifera, Demospongiae, Haplosclerida, Niphatidae.
AUGGCCAAUAAUGCUCCUCUCCUAAGGACAUUAUCAAGUACCAGCCACAGGAUACAUUGUCCUUCCUUUUAUCGCUUCCAGUUAAUACACUCCAAAGGAGCCCUCCUGGUGCUAUUCUGGGAUCUGUGCAUUGGGAUUGCUGUGAACGUUUUUGGAUAUCUUCCAGUUGAUCAAGUAUACUUGUGGAUCACUGCAGGUCUUGCUGUUCUUCUCUUUGGGUUCAUUGGAGAUGCUUUUAUUAGCAGGUAUAAACUAAUCAUUGCUGGGGCUUACAUUUCUUUUGCUGUUGUUACUUUGCUAACUGUUUUAGCACUGUUGGAUCUAAGAUCGAACUUUGUUGUCAUAUUUAAUCAAGUUCUGUGCUACCUGUUAUCUUUUACUUUGGCUGGUGUUAGAGUCAAUCUGUUACCAUUUAAUAUUGAUCAGCUUUUUGAGUCAUCUGGCGAAGAAUUAAGUGCCGUCAUUCACUGGCAUAACGUUGGGCCACUGAUAGUUUCAUUAUGCACUGAGCUUGGUCACAUACCUAACUAUCAACUGUAUUUGUAUUUUCUCUGUUGCAUCUGUGUUGCUGUAGUACUAAUCACGCACAACCUUUGUGGUAUGUUCCUACUCCUCAAACCUCCGAAUACAAUUGCGCUCUCUAAUCCAUUGACAUCAAUCAUUAGGGUCUUAUGUUAUGCUAGAAAGCAUAAAUAUCCUGCAAGUCGUAGGGCAUUCAUUUAUUGGGAGGAAGAGGCUCCUUCAAGACUGGAUCUGGGUAAAGAGAGAUAUGGUGGACCAUUCUCAGAAGAAAAGGUUGAGGAUGUGAAGACUGUACUGAAAAUAAUACCACUCCUACUAUCAUGUGCCAUCCCUUUAUCAUAUGAUGAUUCUAUUACUGGUCCUGGUAAGAAAAACUAUGGCUGUGAGAAUGGCACAGUUGCAAGCAUCAGUCUUCUCUCGAUUUAUCUUAUCAUGAUCCUUCUUCAUCAGUUUCUUGUUUACCCAUUCUUCCACAGGUAUAUCCCCAGUAUGCUCAAGAGGAUUGGGAUUGGCCUAAUGUUUGCAGUUGCUCUUAAUGCUGCAUACUCCGUUCUGUCAUUGAAAGGUGUUUAUACUUCUGGUAACCAAUUCAACUGUCUUUAUUCUCUUGGUGUAGCAAAUGAAACAGACCCAGGAAUGAAUUGGAAUGUAUUUUUUGCACUACCCAAAGCAGUUGCAAGGUAUGCUUUUCAAAUAGCAGUUUUUGAAUUCACUCUUGCUCAGUCACCUGUUUUAAUGAGAGGGACUAUCGUCGGACUGUGGUUUUUCAUUUGGAUUUCAAGACAGGCAUUCGGUUUUGUACUAUUACUCCCAUUUCGUUAUUAUAUGGCAUCGACAUCUUCUCCUAUUAGUCGAGGUUUUUAUUACUUUUUAGUAAGAGCCAUUUUGUGCUUUAUCUCAUUCAUCAUUUUUGCUCGUCUUUCUAUGAAGUACAAGCUUCGUAGAAGAGAGCAGCAACUGCAAUUUCAUCAUAGAAAUAAUUUGAACUUGAAUGAUUCAAUAAGUGUUUCAUAGGUAGAUCUAAAAGAUAG